This is a messenger RNA of Perkinsus marinus ATCC 50983, 943 nucleotides long. RefSeq lists its product as hypothetical. NCBI's taxonomy places the organism in Eukaryota, Perkinsozoa, Perkinsida, Perkinsidae. The record is from RefSeq and is a predicted model, not a curated record. The annotation marks the transcript as partial. The transcript has a single exon.
AUGGCGACACCUGAGUACGUCAACCUGGUCCCGCCGGCCAACGAGUUCAUCGAUUCUACCAUCCAUGCAGAUCUUAUUGUUUUCGCCAAGGAUAAGCGGUUGGAUCGCAUCAAGCAAGCCUUAUCCAACUUUCGUCGCAGAAGAACCUUGGCUCAUAAUGCUGUCCAGGAGACUCGUCGUAUGCUGAGGGUUGAAUCAAUGAAUGAGACUGAGAAGGCUGAACAGGCCAACAUUCUUGAGAAGCAGACUUCGGUUUGGGCUGAUAACAACAAAGUUUUGGAGAAGAUUGAGGAAGCCCUCGAGUACGCUAAUGUGUUCGAUGAUCUUCUUGCCCCCUGUUCGACUGAUGAUGAGGGCUGGGUCACCACCACCUCCAGUCUGGACGACGCCCAGCACAUCUCUCCUAGGGGAGGCCACGAAACACUGACAACGGUUACUAACCCCGACAUUGAUCGUCUCCCUGGCACCGAUAUUCGUUUAUUGGGGAAGGGGGUCACUACCCAGACGGUCAACAAAGUGGAGCUCCCUAAGUUGAAGUACAGCUUCUCCCUUCAGCAUCACUUGAAGGUGUGUGAGAAUAUGUUGAUAGAGGCGGAGGUUGGUCAGGAGAUUGGUGGAAACUUUCAACCGGUAACCCGCUUACGCUAUAAUGUAGUGACUAAGAUAUUGGGCACCCUCGUGGACCACAAGGACAUAUUUCAACUCGCGUCGGAUGCCGCCGAGCAGAGCGACCAUGAUUGGUCCAGGGUGAAGACGAUCCUGCUCAACACUCACGCCAAGCGAGAGACUCUGAUCGAGGAGUAUAGGGCUAAUGUACUCCGGGUGAAGUACUCCACUGUGGAUAAGUUUUGCGCUGAUGCUAGGAGGCUCUUUGCCAUGGUGACACGUCUUUUUGGGGCUGGGAACACGUACGAGAGACGAGGUCUUAUCGAGACCCUCGUUA